Clonostachys rhizophaga is the source of this 444-nucleotide messenger RNA. Lineage: Eukaryota; Fungi; Ascomycota; Sordariomycetes; Hypocreales; Bionectriaceae. The record is from the annotation of a GenBank genome assembly.
AUGGACUCUCAGGCAACAUUCAUACCAUGCCCUGUCUCCUAUUCGAUGAAAUUAAACAUCAAUGACGAGACAAGGGUGGCAAAGAAGGCCUACGGUUUUGUUGCAAUCAUGCAAACCAAGACGUUGCAACAGAAUAAACAAGUUCAGAGAUAUGAGCGAUGGCCAUUACGAAUCUCGCAUAGCUGUUCUGUGAAUGAAACAAGAUAUUGGAACGCGGGAUUUCCUCUACAUACGACUUCAUAUAUGGUUUAUGCGAUUUUUUUGAGGACUUCACUUAUAGUCUAUUCUUCAAUGGACAUCAUGUCGUCUAGGGAGAGCUAUGAGUGGUUGAACCAUACACUCGGCGUAUACGAGCCGAUAGAGCAGAAGUUUGGCACGAUGCCACAUCCUUUCUUUACUCUCGGUACUGCAUUCCCUGCUUGGCUUCCCAGCUCGAAGUGCUAA